UAUUACACUUUUUUUUUUUAUUAUCGGUACACCUACUUCAGAAUAUUAAUAUCAUUAAGCUAGGAAAAAGAAACCGGAAUUAAAUAUAUAAAAAUGAGAUCGAUCUACAUGGCGCUCAUUUUAUCUUGUUUAUGUGCUUUGAUAACCGCGCAGAACCCCAUCUGUGGCAUAAAGGCCUCUUUUGUGGGAAAGUGCAAGGGUUUCGCCUACAUACCGAGGAAGCAUAGGUGUGUAAGGAUAACUGGUGACUGCUCCGGAAGGGGUAACUUCUUCAAACGAUUGGAGGACUGCAAAGCCAAUUGUAUAGAUAUUUGAAGAUCAUAGAAAAGGGUAACAGGACGUACAGUUUGGACGAAUUACAUCUUGAAUUUAAUAAAACUGAAUACCAAUACAUAACGUAUCUUACUCCA
This is a messenger RNA of Drosophila sechellia, 410 nucleotides long. Its product is annotated as kunitz-type serine protease inhibitor stephenin-2. Gene Ontology annotation, molecular function: serine-type endopeptidase inhibitor activity. Bases 94 to 315 code for a protein of 73 amino acids. Lineage: Eukaryota; Metazoa; Arthropoda; Insecta; Diptera; Drosophilidae. The transcript is spliced from 2 exons. The record is from RefSeq and is a predicted model, not a curated record.